AUGAAGACCAUUAUUCUGUUGGCGUUCUGUGCUCUGGCCGCUUCGGCCUAUGCUUUGGAGGAAGCUGACCGCGUCAAUGGCGAGAACGGCUGGUACGUUCCCCAGCUGGACGGCACCUUCGAGUGGGUGGACAUGGACGUCGCUGAGGAGUGGAUGGAGCAGCAGGAACUCUUGGAGUCUCGCGGCCUGACCACCGUGCCCGUCAAGUUCUACCUGUACACUUCUUCAAACCCCACCAAGGGCAAGAAGAUCACCGCCAGCACAAAGUCUAUUGAUGCCUCCCACUUCAACGCUGCCCACCCCACUCGCUUCGUCAUCCACGGCUGGACCCAGAGCUACACCGCUAGCAUGAACAAGGACAUCCGCGCCGCCUGGUUGAGCCACGGAGACUACAACGUGAUCGUCGUUGACUGGGCUCGCGCCCGUUCCGUUGACUACGCCACUUCCGUCAUGGCCGUCGCCGCCACCGGAAAGAAGGUAGCCAAAAUGAUCAACUUCUUGCACUCCGACCAUGGCAUGUCCCUGGACUCCCUGUACGUCAUUGGCCACAGUCUGGGCGCCCAUGUUGCUGGCUAUGCCGGUAAGAACACCGACGGCCAGGUGCACACCAUCAUCGGUCUGGACCCCGCACUUCCCCUCUUCAGCUACAACAAGCCCAACAAGCGUCUCUCUAGCGAUGAUGCCCACUAUGUGGAGUCCAUCCAGACCAACGGUGGUACUCUCGGCUUCCUGAAGCCCAUCGGCAAGGGUGCUUUCUACCCUAAUGGCGGCAAGACCCAGCCCGGCUGCCCCCUGGACGUCACUGGCGCCUGCUCCCACGGCCGCUCCACUACCUAUUACGCCGAGGCCGUCAGAGAGGACAACUUUGGAACCAUCAAGUGCCACGACUACGAGGCAGCCGUCGCCAAGGAUUGCGGCAGCACCUACAGCAGCGUCCGCAUGGGAGCCGACACCAAUGCCUACAUGGUUGCCGGUGACUUCUAUGUGCCCGUAAACAGCAAGGCCCCCUUCGGCAUGAUUCACUAAAUAAACAUGAAUACAACCUAAAAUCAAUCUGA
Drosophila persimilis is the source of this 1058-nucleotide messenger RNA. Its product is annotated as phospholipase A1. Gene Ontology annotation, biological process: lipid metabolic process. Bases 1 to 1026 code for a protein of 341 amino acids. The transcript is spliced from 2 exons. Lineage: Eukaryota; Metazoa; Arthropoda; Insecta; Diptera; Drosophilidae. Gene Ontology annotation, molecular function: lipase activity. The record is from RefSeq and is a predicted model, not a curated record.